Messenger RNA from Branchiostoma floridae (Florida lancelet), 1217 nucleotides. Its product is annotated as B9 domain-containing protein 2-like. The coding region runs from base 135 to 662 and encodes 175 amino acids. Gene Ontology annotation, biological process: cilium assembly. Gene Ontology annotation, cellular component: MKS complex. NCBI's taxonomy places the organism in Eukaryota, Metazoa, Chordata, Leptocardii, Amphioxiformes, Branchiostomatidae. The record is from RefSeq and is a predicted model, not a curated record. The transcript is spliced from 5 exons.
AUGACUACAACACACCUGUAGUGAUGAGAAAAUGGCGAUGGAAUGUUUGUGAACUGGAAAUGUUUAGGAACAACUUUCUCGGCGUUUUGGCGUGAUUAGGACGGAGGAAUCUUAGCGAAGCACCCGUACAAGAAAUGGCGGAGGUUCAUGUGAUAGGGCAGAUUGUCGGGGCGAGCGGCUUCCCUGAACACAGCCUCUUCUGCAAGUGGGGAGUACAUGCAGGAGGAGCCUGGAAGAUCCUGUCAGGAACCAGAGAAGGUCAGACCCAGGUGGAUAACCCGCAGGAUGAGGAGCGUGCCAACUGGUCCCACCCCAUCGAUAUCCACUUCUCUACUAAAGGUCUACAGGGCUGGCCCAAGCUCCAUUUCCAGGUGUGGCACCAGGACUCGUACGGCAGGAACGAGCUGUACGGGUACGGCUUCUGUCACGUCCCCACGUCGCCUGGCAUGCACAACAUGGAGUGUGUCACAUGGAGACCGUCAGGCUCGCUCAGGGAACAGAUAUCACAGUACUUCAUAGGUGGCGGUCCGCAGCUGAAGAAUCCAGAUGUUGUUUACACAGGUGCAGACAGGUACAAGCUCACCACAGUCACCAUGGGCAAGGUGCAGCUGCAGCUGGGCAUUAUUCUCAGAAACUUUGACAAAUAUGGUAUAGAAUGCUGACAGCAAUUUUGUAUUUUAGCUUUCUGUACAAAUUUUCAAAUAUUGCCUGUUUAAGAUAGAGUCGCUGAUGUGGGCACACUUUUGUGCACCCAAAAUUGGAGCUGUGCACCAAAAUUUUUACUUUGGUUGCACUUUGAUAUUUGUGUAAAGUUGCAUUGUCUGUAUUAAAAGAUAAUUUUACACUUAAUAUACAGCAUAUUCUUGAUAUCUGAAUGUAAAAAAAUCCUUUGUAAGAUUUUGAAGUUAGCUAUUGAGUGUAAGAGAGGCAGUGAGGUUUAUAUUAUGCUGACAUUAAUUUGUUGUGCACAUAUUUUAGGUCAAGCGCCCCAAUAAGCCCCAAUUUUGAACCCUGACACUAAUAUACCAGUGGCUUAUGAUUGGAGAGUUUGUGUUUUGUUACAGUACAUAAUAGUAUGUACAUGUACAAUAUAUGUGUGCUAUAGUUAAGAACUUAACUGCAAUCUUUUUAAGUUAUAGAUACAUAAACUUAAGUUGGUAACAGGUUUCAACACAUUUAUUGCACAUUUAUUUUCAAACUGUACAAUAAAAGAAAAU